Messenger RNA from Etheostoma cragini (Arkansas darter), 1430 nucleotides. It is a transcript of the gene med20, whose product is annotated as mediator complex subunit 20. Gene Ontology annotation, biological process: regulation of transcription by RNA polymerase II. Gene Ontology annotation, cellular component: mediator complex. The transcript has 5 exons. The record is from RefSeq and is a predicted model, not a curated record. Bases 128 to 763 code for a protein of 211 amino acids. NCBI's taxonomy places the organism in Eukaryota, Metazoa, Chordata, Actinopteri, Perciformes, Percidae. Gene Ontology annotation, molecular function: transcription coactivator activity.
UGAAUGUCAGGAAUAUUAAUUGGUUUUUUCACAUCUUUAAUACUCUUAUUUAACUUUACCGGAUGCACAACGUUUCACCCGGAAGUAUUCAACCGAAAGCCGAAAAGGAUUUCGAGGCAAAACAUCAAUGGGGGUCACAUGUGUGUGUCAGGUGCCUGUGGCAGAGGGGAAGAGCGUGCAGCAGACAGUGGAUACCGUGCACAAGAAACUGGAGCAGCUGGGUGCUGUGAAGCAGGGCAGCUUCUGGGUAGACUGUGAGACAUACCAUGCAACAGGAAAUGUCAGCGGUCAGCCCUCCAAGCUCUUAUACGUGAUGCACAAUUCAGAAACCCCCCUGAGCUGCAUUGCUCUGUUUGAAGGCGGGCCGUGCCUGGUAGCUGACACAAACUUUGACGUUCUCAUGGUGAAGCUAAAAAGUCACUUCCAAAAUGCCAAGGCGCACAAGGUGGAGUGUCGUGGUUCUAGAUAUCGCUACUGUGACUUCUUAAUAAAAGUUGGUACAGUGACAAUGAGCUCCAGUGCCAGAGGGAUAUCAGUAGAGGUGGAGUACUGCCCUUGUGUGAUUCCAGGGGACUGCUGGAAUCUCACAAAGGAAUUCAUGCAGUCCUUUCUUGGCCCCAGCGUCCCCGAACUGCCGUCUGUCUUUGCUGCCAAGCCUGAAGGACUCUUCGCACCAUCGGACUGCGUCGACACGAUGACUCAAUACUUGGAGUUGUUCAACAAACUUCGUAAAAUGCAAAUACAAGGAAGUAACGUGCGUUGAGUUGUCAGCAAUGGAGAGACAUUUUCUUUGUUUUUACUGAUGUUGCUUUAAUUCUGGUCCACUGUAUCAGCAUGUUAUCCAGGCAUUUGUCAGAGCCUGGGGUUUUAUAUGUUCCAUUUCUGAAGCCUCAACAUUGCAUUACACCUUUUUGAUAAAAAGCCUAUUGUAUUAAAGAUGCUUAAUGAAAGGCUAGAGUAGCUAAGACCUGUGUUUCUGACUAAUUACUUCUAAUGUCCUAUAGCUGGGGUUGUAACUUUCUGUAGAGAGACUUUAGUUUUGCUGAAAGUAAAAUUACACAUAAUUGAGUGUUUUUCUAUUGGUUUAUUAGAUUGAUUGCCAACAAGGCUUAAAGGCUUAUGUUUAAUAAGUUAAUAACAUUUUAAACAGGAAAAACCUUUUUUAAGUACAAACAAGGACUUUUGCAUUUGUUCAGAGAACUGCAGCUCUCAGUUCAAUGGUUUAUAUUCAGUAUCCCUUUUUUGUGGUAGAGAUUUUGACUUGGAGGUAUAAAAUACAGGUAACACAAACUAAGUCCCUAUUCAGUUUAAAUUGCUUAGUAAUAAUAUUAGGCUAUUAGUAGCACAUAUGUGAAAAAAUGAAUACGAUGUGAUCAUGUUAAGUCUGUGCACAACCACAUAGUCCUGAGAAUUUUUAUAAUUAGGCAAAA